UAAUAAUACCAACCUAAACCAUGGGCUAUCCAACAACUCCAUCAAUUUCCUAAACCAUCUUUUAUAAGAGCUCUCCAAAAAGACUUAACUUUUAGGCAAAAACACCUCCAUUUCAUUUCUCAUAAAUCCCAAUUUGAACUAAAUUUCUUCAAUCAUGAUAGGCAAUAGAUCUAAGCCGGUGAUCGGAAAACUCACCGGUGCAGCUUUUUCCGGUAGCCGGACGAUGGAUGGUGCUACCAGCCCAAGAAGUCCACUUGAUUUCAAGUUUCCAUCACCAAGAGGCUUAAAAAGCUUUGAUUUCGGUGGAGUUGGAUUAGCUAUAGUAGCUGCACUAGAAAAGUCUGGUGGUAAAAACGGCGAAAUUCCGGCGAACAAAGCCGUUUACAACCGGAAUUCAAAGAGAUCCCUUCCAAUUCCGGUGAUUUUGCCGUCGAAAAAUUCAGCUAGAUUUAGACCAGAAAUUGAGGAAACAGAGAUGGAUAGUUUUGAAGAAUAUACAAUAGUUACUUGCCGUGCACCAGGUAAUAAACCGUACACAAAAGUAUACGGUGAUAGAAGUAAACGGGAAAACAGAAAAUGUAAUCGUCCAAGCGUUUUUAACAUAUCUCCGGCGAAAAUUGGAAGUUUUCCGGCCGAACAAGAUUCUGAUUUUCUCAGUUCAUGUCACUUGUGUCAAAAAAAGUUACAUGGCAAAGACAUAUAUAUGUAUAGGGGCGAGAAAGCAUUUUGUAGCACAGAGUGUCGGUACAGGCAAAUAGUGAUGGAUGAUCAGAAAGAAAAGUGUAGUUCAAGAUCUGUUGAUGUUGCUACUUCACCUUAUGGGAAUGGACAAAUCUUUUCCACUGGAAUUCUCGCUGUUUAAUCGAUAAAUUAAUAUUAGUAUAUAUAGAACGUUCGUAAAUACAUCUAUAUAUACUCGGGAAUACUUAUAAACAUUAUGAGAAAAAGUUCUGUAACCUUUUUUUUUUUUUUUUUUUUUUGUAUUUUCCCCCAAUUUUGAUUUGGAUGUAGAAAUGGAAAAGCUUACAUGUAGUAGUUGAAAGUUUUGAACUA
Molecule: messenger RNA, 1053 nt
Organism: Solanum verrucosum
Lineage: Eukaryota; Viridiplantae; Streptophyta; Magnoliopsida; Solanales; Solanaceae
Product: FCS-Like Zinc finger 13-like
Exons: 2
Coding region: 155-862 (235 amino acids)
Source: RefSeq, a predicted model, not a curated record